Messenger RNA from Stegodyphus dumicola, 3522 nucleotides. RefSeq lists its product as uncharacterized. NCBI's taxonomy places the organism in Eukaryota, Metazoa, Arthropoda, Arachnida, Araneae, Eresidae. The record is from RefSeq and is a predicted model, not a curated record.
UCGGUUUGGCCCGCGAAAACGCGGCUCAUCCCCACCAGUUGCAUCGCGUGCGGUGACGUUCUUUCCUCAUCACUCAUAAUCGUCUGCACGCUUCUCGAAUGAGGUUCUGUAGCAGUUCAUAGGUCGCGCUCUUAUUUGUUUCAUCAUCCUACUUUAGCUGUUUAACAUAAGCCCAGAGGGAGAGGGAGGUGGAAUUAUUUUCGUGCUAUAUCGUUCGUUUUUAUAAACAUAUGACAGUAUUUAGCCUUAUUAGUAUUUCGUCGUGACCGCAUCUUAUUCAACAGUUCUUCAUAUAGAGAAGCUGUGCUAAUGUUCAGGAAAGAACAACACUUCUGAAUAUCUGAUAAAAGUGAUUGUAUUUAUAAUCAACUACCAAAAAACAGAUGGAUUAACUGAUUGUUCUUCAAAAACAAGGCCGGUAGGUGAAAAUUAUUAUUUAUUUGAAUUCCUUACGUUAAAGAAGAAAUUUCACCUUGCUUUUGUUCUUGCUGGUCUUCUUACAAACAAGAAGCAACAACAUUCCGUUAAUUUGGUACAUCGAUGAAAAGCAGAUCAAGGCUCAGAUGGUUCAAAACAUUUCAUUUCCCCGAGGAAUAUCUUAAUUUAUUCUUCAUUUAAUACAAUUUGUGAAGAGGCUGUUGUUGCUGACAAACAAUGAAAACUGCUCCAAUUUAAACUUUAUCAGCUCCACCCAAAUUUUGUUUUCCUUCUUCAUUAUGGGACUCUCUCCGCUUUGCACACGAUUAUUACCAUUUUUAUUCGUUCUAUUACCGCAUUGGAGAGAGAAACAAACAGAAAAAAACCCAACUUAACUCCCAGAAGGCAUUCUAAACGAAGGCUAAACAGCGAACAAGUUGACUUUGGAAUUUUCUUUUACUAUUUUUUUCCCUCCCGAUUCAUGAAGACUUGCCGGAAAGUGAAGUUUCCCGCUUUCAUUUGAGCGAAGGAUUGAGCAAUUCUCCAGUGUUUUUUCUGAUUAGGUUCUACGGCGAGUGGAGGUGUCACGUUGCUGGUUUCGUCAAAUAUUGAAUAAAAUCAUUUAUGUUGAUUUCUCCUACAUGUUGCCCAGCUAUGAAUUAAAACUGGAUUCAAUCAGCUUUAGGACGAUAUGGCUGGAAAGUCUUCUGUCGGCUGAUCUGUGGCUUUUCACAUGAAAUUUUGGAAUUCCUAAAAUAACUCAUGGUCAUCUUGCAAUAAGUGCUCGAGCAAGCCUUUCAAGAUGCUGAAAUUGCUGCUCAGCCAUUGGCAGACACACAGAGAGCCUCUAAAUUUCGUGCUCACUGAUGAUCCUUUAUACUGCAGUCACCUCACCAAAUCCCCUUUUCCGGAAGUUUACUCCGUCAACAGAGUCAAUCCUAUUUUCGAGGACGACGAGAACGAGACGAAGAAUGAGACGCCUACCCUCCGUCUGAAGAGAUCUCUCAGUGAGGAAAGGAGAGAGAACGAGACACGAGCUUCUGACGACACUGGCUAUUCUUCCAGCGGUCAGUUUAAAAGCUUGACCACAGCGGACAGCCUCACCGACGAUGUGGGCUCACUGGAAGCUCGACACAUGAGCUCAGACUCAGACGAGUACUCUCAUCCUGAAGCUGUGGUUGUGUCAGCCGAUGUUCACAGAGUAUCCUACCCAGAAGACGUAAUCGUCUUGUCGUCUUCCGCUUCCUCAAAUAGCAGUCAUAUAUUCAGUGCCAAUUCGUAUAGCAGCCAUUACGGCGGAAGUAGUGAUUCAUCGCAGGAGCCUUUCGAUAGCCUCACCAUGUCCAGUCUUACAGACACUAGCCUUCGGGAAGACAGGCAAAAGUCAGGGUCGACAGAUGCCAAGAGGCCCAACUCGUUAAUCAAAGAAAAACUGCAAAGGCUUUUAGAAAGGGGUAAUGAACGUUCAUCAGAGACAUUUCUAGAUUCGCUAGACCCAAAACCCUCAAGUGCCGUAGCCGACAAUGAGAUCGAAAAGACAAAAAUGGAUCUUAUGAAGUCUCUGACAAGAGCUCUCAACAAUAAAGUGCCAAAGCGAGAGCAAGUGUCUCCUAGCAACAGCGAAGAAGCAGUGACACGCACUGAUAGUGCUCUCAGCGAUCACCACAGCCAAGCUAAGUCUGUGGAUCGCAAGAGCACUUCAAGUACGACAUCGCCUAAAACGCCGAAUUCGUCCAAAAAAUCGCCUUCGAGGAAAGAUUCAAAUGGAGUGACGCGCCAGGACGAAUCUAGUGGUUCCAGUUCUAUCAGUUUUACAAAAUCAAGGAAAUAUCAACUUCGCAGCAGUAAGUACCAAUCGACUGAAAAAGAGUCGAAACGAGAAAGAGAAAGUCCUAGAGAAUCUUCAGGUUCUCAACAGACUCAUUCCUCGCAUAAAUGCAAGUUAUGUGAAAAUGCUCACCGGCCAUUGGCAUUUCAUCAGUUGCUACCAGGUCACUGGAGUUACGACAAUGUGUAUCUUCCCCAGAUUUCUGGUAUGUGUUGUCCAUGUAUGCAUCACCACCACCACAAUCCUUUGUAUCAACCGUCGUCCGAUGAUGACGUUUUCUACCCACUUUAUUACCACCAUGAUCUCGCAAGGGCUAGACAUUCUUGGGCACCUUACUCCACUCCUAAGAACUUUCUUGAUAAUAAUUCUAAGCCACACAAUAGAAGUUCAGAGGACAAAGGUGUUUCUACUUCAUCCAAAGAGAAUUUACGCAAUUCAUCUGGUCCUCGCUAUUCUCCCGAUGGAAGUUCCAGAGAGACGGACAGCUCUCACAUUUCAAAUCGUCUAAAACAGUCUUUGUCAGAAAGACGAUCUUUAAGAGAACCGAAGAAAUGUAAAUGCGAACACUGUUUAGCGUCCGUCCUCGAUAAGGAUACUUCCAAUCCGUCCAAUUUUCCCAACCAUCCUUGCACUUGUUACUGCCUUUCGCAUAGAAGAGUCAAGUUCGCUUCGGACACGGAUGUAUCUCAGCAUAGGCACAUUCAUUCAGCUCCCAUGAGAGUGUUAAAGGACGGAAAUAAGCUAGCCAAUGGAGACACUAUUAAUGCAGCUUUUGUGAUGAAUCUUCCGCACUUGAAUGGCCAUGCUCUAACAAACCAAGGAGCUAAAGAUAAUGGUUUAAAAUCUAAAAAAGCGCCUCCACUAAUACCCAGAGGACUGAAGGAGCCAAUAAAGAUGGAUGAACUCUAUCGAACAUAUCCCAUCAAUUUUAGAGACUGGGAAGCUCAUUACAGACGAACUUUCCUUCAGAAAAGAAGAAAACGAGCUUUAAACAUGGUGGGCAUGGCCAUCGGCAUCAUAUUAGUGGUUGGAAUUGCCAUAGCUUUAACUUUUGUAUUUCUACGAAUAAAAAGGCCAGCAUGAUAAUACACUAAACUAUAAUGUAAAAAUAAUUAUAAAAACUUUUUAGAUAAAGCAAAAUUAUGAAUCAAUGUAUGAGCUUUCCUUUCCAUUACUUUUAUGGAAAUUUACGUAACUGAAAUUGUCAAGCGCUGUUAUUACAUUUCAAUGUAUGUUAGACAAAUAAAGUGCCUCUAAUAAUUGUUUUGUCAAUAAAA